This is a messenger RNA of Salarias fasciatus (jewelled blenny), 5964 nucleotides long. Its product is annotated as transcription factor IIIB 90 kDa subunit-like. Gene Ontology annotation, biological process: transcription preinitiation complex assembly; DNA-templated transcription initiation; transcription by RNA polymerase III. The record is from RefSeq and is a predicted model, not a curated record. Gene Ontology annotation, cellular component: transcription factor TFIIIB complex; nucleus; transcription preinitiation complex. The coding region runs from base 2627 to 5944 and encodes 1105 amino acids. The transcript is spliced from 12 exons. Lineage: Eukaryota; Metazoa; Chordata; Actinopteri; Blenniiformes; Blenniidae. Gene Ontology annotation, molecular function: RNA polymerase III general transcription initiation factor activity; TBP-class protein binding; RNA polymerase III type 3 promoter sequence-specific DNA binding.
CAGCGGGGCACGCACCCCGAGUCACCCCGAGUCACCCCGAGUCACCCCGAGUCACCCCGACUCCCCCCGAGUCACUCCAACUCAACCUGACUCACCCCGAGUCACUACAACUCACCCUGACUCACCCCGAGUCACUCCGAUUCACCCCAAGUCACUCCAACUCACCCUGACUCACCCCGAGUCACUCCGAUUCACCCCGAGUCACUACAACUCACCCUGACUCACCCCGAGUCACUCCGAUUCACCCCGAGUCACUCCAACUCACCCUGAGUCACUCCGAUUCACCCCGAGUCACUACAACUCACCCUGACUCACCCCGAGUCACUCCGAUUCACUCCGAGUCACUCCAACUCACCCUGAGUCACCCCAAGUCACCCUGACUCACCCCGAGUGACUACAACUCACCCUGACUCACCCCGAGUCACUACAACUCACCCUGACUCACCCCGAGUCACUCCGAUUCACCCCAAGUCACUCCAACUCACCCUGACUCACCCCGAGUCACUCCGAUUCACCCCAAGUCACUCCAACUCACCCUGACUCACCCCGAGUCACUCCGAUUCACCCCGAGUCACUCCAACUCACCCUGAGUCACUCCGAUUCACCCCGAGUCACUACAACUCACCCUGACUCACCCCGAGUCACUCCGAUUCACUCCGAGUCACUCCAACUCACCCUGAGUCACCCCAAGUCACCCUGACUCACCCCGAGUGACUACAACUCACCCUGACUCACCCCGAGUCACUACAACUUACCCUGACUCACCCCGAGUCACUACAACUCACCCCGAGUCACUACAACUCACCCUGACUCACCCCAAGUCACCCUGACUCACCCCGAGUCACUCCGAUUCACCCUGAGUCACUCCGACUCACCUCGAGUCACUCGAACUCACCCAGUCACCAUGAGUCACCCCGAGUCACUCCAACUCACCCCGAGUCACUCCAAGUCACCCCGGGUCACUCAGAGUCACUCCAGUUCACCCUGAGUCACUCCAACUCAGUCUGACUCACCGCGAGUCACUCCAAAUCACCCGAGUCACUCUGACUCACUCCGAGUCACCCCGAGUCUCUCCGACUAAACCCAAGUCACACCAACUCACCCAGAGUCACCCCGAGUCACUCCGACUCACCCCAACUCACCGAGUCAAACCGAGUGACUCCGACUCACCCUGAGUCACUCCAAGUCACCCCGACUCACUCCAAGUCACUCUGAGUCAUUCCGACUCACCCCGAGUCACUCCAACUCACCCCGAGUCACUCCGACUCACCCCGAGUCACUCCAAGUCACUCCGGCUCACCCAGAGUCACCAUGAAUCACUCCAAGUCACUCCAACUCACCCCGAGUCACUCUGACUCACCCCGAAUCACCCUAACUCUGACUCACUCUGACUCACCCCGAGUCACUUCAACUCACCCCGGCUCACCCCGAAUCUGACUCACCCUGACCUCCAGAUCCUGAUUAAGUGGACGGUCCGGUCCAGACCUCGAGUGGUUCUCCUCAUCCCUGGCUGUCUGCAGGCUGGUGUGUUUCAGGGCUCAGGUCUUGGACCCCCCCUGUUCCUGCUGCAGGUCCUUCCUCCGGGUCAGCUGAUCCAGUUCAGAGACGUCUCCUGAGGACCUGCAGCUGUCCCGCUGUCCACAAGGUGGAACCUGUCCACUAAAUAUGAUGGAACCCAGUUUAAUGUGGAACCUUUAAUCCCAAUCAUAUAUUUUAGUCUCUGAGACCACAACAGGGACCAGGACAGGACCAGGACAGGGACCAGGGUCUUUCUGGACUGUACUUCCUGUGGUCGGACUGUACUUGCUGUGGUCAGGCUGUACUUCCUGUAGUCAGGCUGUACUUCCUGUGGUCGGACUGUACUUCCUGUGCUUGGACUGUACUUCCUGUGGUCAGACUGUACUUCCUGUGGUCAGGCUGUACUUCCUGUGGUCAGGCUGCACUUCCUGUGGUCAGGCUGUACUUCCUGUGGUCAGGCUGUACUUCCUGUGGUCGGACUGUACUUCCUGUGGUCAGACUGUACUUCCUGUGGUCAGGCUUACUUCAUGUGGUCAGACUGCACUUCCUGUGGUCGGACUGUACUUCCUGUGGUCAGACUGUACUUCCUGUGGUCAGGCUUACUUCAUGUGGUCAGACUGUACUUCCUGUGGUCAGGCUGUACUUCCUGUGGUCAGGCUGUACUUCCUGUGGUCAGGCUGCACUUCCUGUGGUCAGGCUGUACUUCCUGUGGUCAGGCUGUAUUUCCUGUGGUCAGGCUGUACUUCCUGUGGUCGGACUGUACUUCCUGUGGUCAGGCUGUACUUCCUGUGGUCAGGCUGUACUUCCUGUGGUCAGACUGCACUUCCUGUGGUCAGACUGUGCUUCCUGUGGUCAGACUGCACUUCCUGUGGUCAGACUGUACUUCCUGUGGUCAGGCUGUACUUCCUGUGGUCAGGCUGUACUUCCUGUGAUCAGACUGUACUUCCUUUGGUCAGGCUGUACUUCCUGUGGUCAGACUGCACUUCCUGUGGUCAGGCUGUACUUCCUGUGGUCAGACUGCACUUCCUGUUGUCAGACUGCACUUCCUGUGGUCAGGCUGUGCUUCCUUUGGUCAGGCUGUACUUCCUGUGGUCGGACUGUACUUCCCAUGGUCAGACUGUACUUCCUGUGGUCAAGACUGCACUUCCUGUGGUCAGACUGUACUUCCUUUGGUCAGGCUGUACUUCCUGUGGUCAGGCUGCACUUCCUGUGGUCAGACUAUACUUCCUGUGGUCAUACUGUACUUCCUUUGGUCAGGCUGUACUUCCUGUGGUCAUACUGUACUUCCUUUGGUCAGGCUGUACUUCCUGUGGUCAGACUGUACUUCCUUUGGUCAGGCUGUACUUCCUGUGGUCAGACUGUACUUCCUUUGGUCAGGCUGUACUUCCUGUGGUCGGACUGUACUUCCCAUGGUCAGACUGUACUUCCUGUGGUCAAGACUGUACUUCCUGUGGUCGGACUGUACUUGCUGUGGUCAGGCUGUACUUCCUGUAGUCAGGCUGUACUUCCUGUGGUCGGACUGUACUUCCUGUGCUUGGACUGUACUUCCUGUGGUCAGACUGUACUUCCUGUGGUCAGGCUGUACUUCCUGUGGUCAGGCUGCACUUCCUGUGGUCAGGCUGUACUUCCUGUGGUCAGGCUGUACUUCCUGUGGUCGGACUGUACUUCCUGUGGUCAGACUGUACUUCCUGUGGUCAGGCUUACUUCAUGUGGUCAGACUGCACUUCCUGUGGUCGGACUGUACUUCCUGUGGUCAGACUGUACUUCCUGUGGUCAGGCUUACUUCAUGUGGUCAGACUGUACUUCCUGUGGUCAGGCUGUACUUCCUGUGGUCAGGCUGUACUUCCUGUGGUCAGGCUGCACUUCCUGUGGUCAGGCUGUACUUCCUGUGGUCAGGCUGUAUUUCCUGUGGUCAGGCUGUACUUCCUGUGGUCGGACUGUACUUCCUGUGGUCAGGCUGUACUUCCUGUGGUCAGGCUGUACUUCCUGUGGUCAGACUGCACUUCCUGUGGUCAGACUGUGCUUCCUGUGGUCAGACUGCACUUCCUGUGGUCAGACUGUACUUCCUGUGGUCAGGCUGUACUUCCUGUGGUCAGGCUGUACUUCCUGUGAUCAGACUGUACUUCCUUUGGUCAGGCUGUACUUCCUGUGGUCAGACUGCACUUCCUGUGGUCAGGCUGUACUUCCUGUGGUCAGACUGCACUUCCUGUUGUCAGACUGCACUUCCUGUGGUCAGGCUGUGCUUCCUUUGGUCAGGCUGUACUUCCUGUGGUCGGACUGUACUUCCCAUGGUCAGACUGUACUUCCUGUGGUCAAGACUGCACUUCCUGUGGUCAGACUGUACUUCCUUUGGUCAGGCUGUACUUCCUGUGGUCAUACUGUACUUCCUUUGGUCAGGCUGUACUUCCUGUGGUCAGACUGUACUUCCUUUGGUCAGGCUGUACUUCCUGUGGUCAGACUGUACUUCCUUUGGUCAGGCUGUACUUCCUGUGGUCGGACUGUACUUCCCAUGGUCAGACUGUACUUCCUGUGGUCAAGACUGUACUUCCUGUGGUCAGGCUGCACUUCCUGUGGUCAGACUGCACUUCCUGUGGUCGGACUGUACUUCCUGUGGUCAGAUUAUACUUUCUGUGGUCAGACUGUACUUCCUGUGGUCAGACUGUACUUCCUGUGGUCAGGCUGUACUUCCUGUUUUCAGGCGGUUCUGUGUUUCCAGGUCAACGUCUACAUCCUGGGAAAAACCUUCCUGCUUCUGGCUCGAGAGCUCUGCAUCAACGCUCCGGCCAUCGACCCCUGUCUCUACAUCCCCCGGUUCGCCCACAUGCUGGACUUCGGGACUCAGACCCAUGAAGUGUCCAUGACGGCUCUGCGUCUCGUCCAGAGGAUGAAGAGGGACUGGAUGCACACGGGACGGAGACCGUCUGGACUCUGUGGAGCAGCGCUGCUGGUCGCAGCUCGGAUGCAUAAGUUCCGUCGUUCUGUGAAGGACGUGAUCGGAGUGGUGAAGGUGUGCCAGACCACGCUGAGGAAGAGGCUGACGGAGUUCGAGGACACGCCCACCAGUCAGCUGACCAUCGACGAGUUCAUGAGGGUGGACCUGGAGACGGAGUGCGACCCGCCGGCCUUCACCGCCGCCCAGCACCGCGCCCGGCUGCAGCUGCUGGAGCAGGAGCUGUCCCGGAAGCUGGACGAGGUGGAAGGGGAGAUCAGCUGCUACAAAGACGAGAUCGAGACGGAGCUGGAGAGGACCCGUCCCCGGCUGAGGGGGAUCUACGCCGCCUACGCCAGCGAGGGCAGCGCUUCGGACCCCGGCGGCCCCUCGGACCCCGGCGGCCCCUCGGACCCCGGCGGCCCCUCGGACCCCGGCGGCCCCUCGGACCCCGGCGGCGCCCCGGACGCCCCGGCCUCAGACCCCGAGGAUCCGGACGCCGAAUACCUGGAGCUCCGGGCGGCCACCGAGCACCUGGCCCAGGACUUCCUGUGUCAGGCGGUCCGGGAGGCGGGGCCAGAGACGGACGGGGCGGGGCCCUGCUGCCGGCCGGCCCCUCUGGCCGCCAUCCUGGGUCAGACGCCGACGGCCGCCGGCCUCCGGCAGACCGUCCAGACCUUCCAGACCUUCCAGACCUCCAGGGACGCCGAGUGUCCGCCGACCGGAACGGACGGGGCGUCGGAGGACGGCGAGCUGGACCUGGACGGGAUCGACGAUCAGGAGAUCGAGAAGUACAUCCUGAACCAGGAGGAGGUGGAGGUGAAGACGGAGCUGUGGACCAAGCAGAACCAGGACUACCUGACGGAGCAGAGAGAGAAAGAGGAGCGGAUCCAGAAAGAGAAAGAACAGGGGACGUACAAGGAGAAGAAGAAGAAGCCGUCCAGGAAGCGGCAGCAGCAGGAGGCGUCGUCGGCCGGAGAGGCCAUCGAGCGGAUGCUGGAGAAGAAGAAGAUCUCCAGUAAGAUCAACUACGACGUCCUCAGAGACCUGAACCGAGGGGACAGAGGGGACGGAGGGGACGCAGGGGACGCCGCCGGAGGCUCCGCCCCCCGGCCCCCCGAGCCCGGCUCCGCCCCCCGGCGACGCCCCCGUCGGCGCCAGCGUAACCGGAGCACCGAGGCCGACUGGGAGUUCGCCGCCAACACCACCAUGAUGGGCAAGAGGUUCCGUCGUCUCAUUUCUGCAAAGUCCAAGAGGAAAAACCCCGAUCCCCCGGUGGAGAGCCCCGUCACCAUGGAAACAGCGGUGAUGGACGUGUCUUCUGCGGGACACACAUGUCAACCAGAGGCCGACUGUAGCUCCGCCCCCUCCAGGACUCCGCCCCCUGUGGAGGAGGAGGAGGAGGAGGAGGUGGAGGAGGUGGAGGAGGAGUGUGUCAGCGCUCUGCAGCUGGUCGGAGAUUAUGGGUGUGAAGCAGAGGAGGAGGAGGUCUUUUAGCUCCGCCCACUGGUGCGAGG